GAAGAACACGAAGCUCGUGGCUGCUCGUUCGACGCUCGUGCCCCACGCGGCUGGCGAACGCUGGUGUGCAAGUGAAUGCCGAUCGUGUUCGUUUGAUUUCACCUGUAUUCAACCAUGCAGCAGUUGCUUUCCAUGUACCGCGACGCAGUGAGCCCGCGCACCGAGACACCACCAGACACGGCCGCAGUUACCGACUAUGACGACAACGCAAGUGAACAUGUCUGGAACACCGGCGGUGUUCGCACUGGCGGCGACGAGGCGGAGCGCGGCCGCCCGGCCACGUGGCUCGCGGUGGCCGGCACGCUGGUCGUCUUGCUCGGCCUGCUGCUGGCCAGCGCGCUCGCGCUGGCGAGGUUGAGCAGCGAGUGGGAGAGCGCUCGCCGCUCCCCCGAGACUACGGACACCACGGAGCCGGCGCACUACGUCUCGCCGAAGGUCCGUCGCCACGGCGAGCGCCCCGCCACUUGCCGUACCGAGGCGUGCAUUGCGGCCGCCAAUAACGUCAGCCUGGACACGACGGUCCACCCGUGCGGCGACCUGUACGGCCACGUCUGCAACAACUGGAUCAGAGGGCGAGCCGGCCGGGCGGAGGCUUUGGACGCACGCAGCUACCGACGCACAGUAGAUCACGCGCACCAGGCCGCGCUGUCUCGCGCCCUGCACAAGAUCCUGGCGCGCAGAACGGGAAGCCGGUCGCUGCCGUAUGCACUGCAGCGUCUCUAUCGCAAGUGUCUCAAGCCAGGACCCGAAGACGGGGUCCAAUUUCGCUCCAAGCUGCUCGACAGCGCUGGCGUCGCACCGUGGCCGCAGCCCCGUCGGGACACGGCGAACGCCGAGGACGUGUCCAAGGUUCUGGGCAACGCAUACUACUUCACGAACGAGCCGGUGCUCCUGCGAAUGGGAGUGGGUGCCGACGGGCUGGUGUUUCUCGCCGAGCCCCGGCUGCUUAUGGACGGCCCCGCGGCGACACCAGGCGACGUGGCACAGGCGGCCGCCGCGGCUUUCGUGUCGGCGGGAGGGCAACUGCCGCCGCCCGUCGACGUGAACCGAGUCGAAAAGCUAUUGGACUCGGCCCGAAGGGGUGACGACCCCCCGCCCUGGAACACAACGAUGCACCUGCCCGAGGUGGAACCGGACGGUGGCCGACAGCGUACCACCAAGAUGGCGCAGAGCGUCUGGGCCUCUUGGAACCUGCGCACGGUGAUCGAGGAGGCGUUCGAGCCUCGCGAGGCCAUCAGCGAGGUCGUCGUCCGGGCACCGAACUACGUCGAGGCUUUGCCGGACUUGCUCAAGCAAGUGAAGGAGCACGAGCUACUCAACUACCUGGGCCUGCGCACAUCUCUGCUGGCGUCCCGCCUGCUGCCAGCCGGCCCUGAGAAGCAGCUGCUUUGCCGGCUCACUGAUGUCGAUGACGUUGCGCCGGCCCGCACUGCCGACGAGCACUGCGUCCGAAUGAUAGCGAAGUACGAGCCGGCGCUGGCGCUAUACGUUCUGUCUACACGGUCGUCGCUGGUAACCGGCCUGGAUGCCGAUACACUGCUGGUAUUCCUGCACCGCCAGCUGUCCAGCCUGUUGCGCGCAGGGGCCCUGGGUACCGACAACGACACCCUCUCGACCAAGCUGGCAGACCGUGCGGACGCCCUGCCUUGGGUGGGGCCUGCCCCGGAGUGGCUCAAAAAUGCCGCCACGCGCCAGGCAUACAUCGCCAGGUUCUACGACACGACCACGCCACAUGCGUCCUCUUCAAAGGGUGCCGCGCCAGCCGUGUUCAGCUGGAUGCAGGAGAAAGUGGUCAACGAACACCUGGCGCUCAACGAGCCCGACCAGUUCGUGGACGCCCACUGGACGCCCGGCCUCUUAUCGACGCGCUGCAGGGUUGUGCUGCGCGAAGAGCAGUCAGUCGCCACCAGCGAGGACGAAGAAGGGAACGACGGCGACCCAAUCAAGGGGCUCCCGGAGGCCACGCUUCAGGUACCACCGGCGGCGUUGGACUUGCUGUGGGCGACCAGUCCUUCAACGGCCAUGCUUCAGGUGGCGCGCGUCGGCGUACGUGCGUACGAGCCAGUGCUGCGGCACCUGCUGCGCUGGCUGCAGCGGCAACAGCGCUCGGGGCGGAACCACUGCUCGAAGUGGACCACAGCUGAUGGCGACGACUUGGACGCUGCACUCGAGUCGCGGGCGCUGUCCCUGGCGCUUCGCGCCUACCUCGCGUGGCCGGGCGCACCAGAGCUCGUGUUGCCGGGGCUGGAGCACCUAAGCCCCGAGCAACUUUUCUUCCUCUUCUACGCACUCAACCAGUGCGAAGCCAACAGUCCCGACGUUGAGCAGAUGCUCGCUACGAAGAAGAAGCACUCUCGUGGGACAGCCAGACCGGGCCUUGCUGCCUGGGUCAACAGGGUGACUUCGACGAACGAGGACUUUGCCCGCGCCUUCAAGUGUACUCAGCGGCCAAAGCAGCCCGACCCUUUUCAGGACUGCAGCAAAGCGGCGGCCUAGGUUUCGGAGACGUUUUCUGCCGCCGAGUGCUGAAUUAUUCAGACGUCUUUUUUUUCACGUGCGAAAAUAUACAUACAUUUUUUUAAAACACCGA
Molecule: messenger RNA, 2590 nt
Organism: Dermacentor albipictus
Lineage: Eukaryota; Metazoa; Arthropoda; Arachnida; Ixodida; Ixodidae
Biological process (GO): protein processing
Cellular component (GO): plasma membrane
Molecular function (GO): metalloendopeptidase activity
Source: RefSeq, a predicted model, not a curated record